AUGGCUGACUGUUUCAAAUGUCCAGAGGAUCAGUAUCCAAACAGGGAUCAGAAUUCAUGCAUCCCCAAGACUGUAACAUACUUAUCAUAUGAAGAACCUUUGGGUAUCAGUUUAGCUGUCUGUGCGCUUUCCUUUUCUUUGACCUCUGCUCUGAUACUAGGGGUGUUUAUGAAGCAUCGAGAGACACCCAUCGUCAAAGCCAACAAUGAGGACCUCACCUACAUUCUUCUUGUCACCCUUUUCCUCUGCUUCCUUUGUGCAUUGCUGUUGAUUGGCCGGCCUGAGAAGGUGACUUGUCUCCUCCGACAAAUCACCUUUGGUAUCACCUUCACAGUUGCUGUUUCUUCUAUACUGGCAAAAACGAUCACGGUGGUACUAGUUUUCAAGGCCACACAGCCAGGAUCCAGGAUCAAGAAGUGGAUGAGGAAAAAACUGACCAACUCCAUUGUUCUUUCUUGUACAGUUCUUCAAGCAGUCAUUUGUCUUGUGUGGCUGGUGACCUCUCCCCCAUUUCCAGAUGCUGACCUGCAUUCAUUGCCAGAAGAAAUAGUUCUACAAUGCAAUGAGUCAUCAUCCAUAUUGUUCUAUUCUGUCUUAAGCUACAUGGGUUUGCUGGCCGUGGUCAGCUUUAUUCUGGCUUUCUUUGCCCGGAAGUUGCCUGACAGCUUUAAUGAAGCCAAGUUCAUCACUUUUAGCAUGUUAGUGUUUUGUAGUGUGUGGCUGACUUUUAUUCCAACAUAUUUGUGCACCAAAGGAAAAUAUGCAUCAGCUGUGGAGAGCUUCUCUAUCUUAGCUUCAGGAGCUGGGCUGCUGGCUUGCAUCUUUCUCCCCAAGUGUUACAUUAUUCUUUUGAAGCCUGAAUUGAAUAAGAGGGAACAUUUUGGAAGGAGAUAA
Pogona vitticeps (central bearded dragon) is the source of this 894-nucleotide messenger RNA. The record is from RefSeq and is a predicted model, not a curated record. NCBI's taxonomy places the organism in Eukaryota, Metazoa, Chordata, Lepidosauria, Squamata, Agamidae.